CUUCUCCUCCAUUUCACACGCGCGCUUUCUUCUCCCAUACCAUAGCAUGCUUUUCACUUCAAUGCCGUUACUCUUUCUACUAUAACACCAAAACAUAUUCAAAUGGCAUGCUGCUAUAAGUUCAACUAUUUCUUUCUCCACUCUCAUUUCUUACGGAGAAAAAUUCCAUUUCCACUCCGUCGCAUCACCGUAACCGCCACCGCCGGGAACUCCUCUUGCAAAUUUCAAUCACCGAAGUUUCUUCGUUCUUCACGCGCAACAAUCUCCAAAGGUUAUUGUAGUGUAUCUUUGGAUUCGCAUGGUGAUGGAGUUGUUUCUGCAACUUCUUCGAGUGCUGCAACUUUCACUCCGGCAAUUAGUUAUGGAGCUGCUCAACCUGUGCAGCUUGGUUCUGUUAGCAAUGUCGGAGCUGCGGCAAACGGUGAUUCUGGUAAUGGUAGAGUCAUGCUCAUUGACGGAACGUCGGUAAUUCAUAGAGCAUACUACAAGCUUUUAGCAAAAUUGCACCACGGUCAUCUAGCACACGCUGAUGGAAAUGGAGAUUGGGUUCUAAUGAUAUUUUCAGCAUUAUCAUUUAUAAUAGAUGUUCUGGAAUUUAUCCCUUCCCAUGUGGUGGUAGUGUUUGACCAUGAUGGAAUUCCUUUUCGUCAUACUUCUAAUUCAUCAAAAGAAAGUUUUACUGCUAAAGGCCAGAACUUUAGGCACAAUCUAUACCCUUCUUACAAGAGCAAUCGUCCUCCUACUCCUGAUACCAUUGUUCAGGGACUUCAAUACCUCAAAGCAUCCAUCAAAGCUAUGUCCGUUAAAGUCAUUGAGGUUCCAGGUGUAGAAGCAGAUGAUGUGAUUGGAACAUUAGCCUUAAGGAGUGUUGAUGCUGGGUACAAGGUACGAGUUGUUUCCCCAGACAAAGACUUCUUUCAGAUUCUAUCUCCGUCAUUACGCCUCCUAAGACUUGCUCCACGUGGUGACCAGAUGGUUUCAUUUGGAGUUGAGGACUUUGCACAGAAAUAUGGAGGUCUGAAACCAUCCCAGUUUGUGGAUUUGAUUGCACUUUCUGGUGACAGAUCUGAUAAUAUUCCAGGAGUUAAUGGAAUUGGAGAUGUUUAUGCUGUGCAAUUGAUCAGCAAAUUUGGCACAUUAGAGAGGUUGUUGGAAUCUGUCGAUCAAAUCAAAGAGGAUCGCAUUAGAAAGGCCUUGAUUGAAAAUUCUGAGCAGGCUCUAUUAAGCAAGGAGCUGGCAUUGCUGCGUUCUGAUCUACCAUCCUACAUGGUACCAUUUACCGUUAACGAUCUCUUGUUUAAUAAACCCGAGGACAAUGGCAGCAAAUUCAACAGCCUUUUAACAGCUAUCAGUGCAUACGCAGAAGGUUUUUCAGCCGAUCCUAUCAUCAGAAGAGCGUCUCGUUUGUGGGAAAAGUUAGAUUCAAAGUGAAGUUCAUCGAGAUAUCAGGUUUUCUUUUGUUGUAUAGAUGGAAUACUUUGAAUGGAGCAUGUCAAUACUGGAACCACAAUACAGCGGGAGUGGAUUUAAGUGUACAUAGCAUUAUACGGAGUAUGAGUUUUUCUUUUGCAGAUAACAAUGCAUUCCAGUGAUUGAUCUGCGAUGAAAACAAUUUUUUUGGUUACGUAAGCCAAAUUUAAUUGACUUUAUGUAAGCCAAAUUUAAUUGACGGUUCUUUUAUUUAAGGUGAAAAGCAUAUAUAGUAGAGAGAAGCACAAAAUGGAAUGAGUUGUAGUAUUUACUUAGGUGGAUGUUUUAGGAUAUGCUUAUUGCAGAUUGUAUAAGAAAAAUGAUAAAUUAGAG
Messenger RNA from Trifolium pratense (red clover), 1803 nucleotides. RefSeq names its product DNA polymerase I. The record is from RefSeq and is a predicted model, not a curated record. Gene Ontology annotation, molecular function: DNA binding; 5'-flap endonuclease activity. Gene Ontology annotation, biological process: DNA replication, Okazaki fragment processing. The transcript has 15 exons. The coding region runs from base 103 to 1431 and encodes 442 amino acids. NCBI's taxonomy places the organism in Eukaryota, Viridiplantae, Streptophyta, Magnoliopsida, Fabales, Fabaceae.